Didymosphaeria variabile is the source of this 1881-nucleotide messenger RNA. RefSeq lists its product as uncharacterized. The coding region runs from base 1 to 1881 and encodes 626 amino acids. The transcript has 6 exons. The record is from RefSeq and is a predicted model, not a curated record. Gene Ontology annotation, biological process: regulation of Golgi organization. Gene Ontology annotation, cellular component: cytosol. Lineage: Eukaryota; Fungi; Ascomycota; Dothideomycetes; Pleosporales; Didymosphaeriaceae.
AUGGAGCCGUCGCCACUCACGCAGGUCUCACAGCAGUCCUUCCAACCCAAAAUCAUCCACCUCUACGAAACUCUUUUUCGCGAAGAAGACGAGGACGUCGAGCUUUCCGAAGGCUUCUGGGAAGAGUUCUUCCUCCACAGACCAGACCAUGCGGGAUUCAAGCGCGUCUUGGGCGGGAUCUCGCCCGACGAGAUGCUACAUAUGCAGGAGCAUUCGCAGGAGCUCUUUCGACGCGCCAUCGCACGGAUAAAGGCGGGCUCCGCACCUUCAGAUGAGAUCGCGCUCGAGACCUUGACGGUGUUCCUAGACGCUGCCCUGAGCAAGAAGUACACCAACCCAAGCUCGGAUAUCAUCUCGGUGCUGGCAGGUCUACACGAUGCGGACGUGGUUAUGGCGGAGUUUGUGGGCGCGCUGGAUAUGGUCAUACGGAAUGGGAGGAAUAUCCCUUUGCGAUUGAAGGCCGUACGAACGACGCUCUCCAUUACCGCCGCCGGCUUUCUUACGGUGCUUCCCUCGUACUUUACACAUCGAGACCUCUUCCCGUCGCUCAUGAAGUACAUCCAGGACUGCGAGAACAGUACGCAAGUGCUGCCAGCCUUCUACUUGCUAGGCCUGCUCGUCAACUACAACAAAUUCGAAUUCCAGAACCCGUAUAGGCUACGGCUCGACGACUUCGUAAACGACGCCAUAAUACAAAAGAUCAUUACAACCUUUGGAGAGACAUGCGUCGAAUUAAGAGACGCCUAUGUUGCUGUGCAAGACGACAUGCCCGAGGGCUGGUCAUUAGGCUCGACAUUGAAUUACUUUGGACUGGGGUUGCUGGCGCCCGCAUCACGGCCGUCAACGCCGACCCCAACAGCUGAGGAGAGCAAGUCCUUAUUUGCAACACUCCCUGGGCCUGAAAUCGGCGUACUCUUGUCAACGUACGAUUUCGCCAAUGCCAACAAGGUCUUUUGCUUCAACCUUGUGUCCACAGACCCGCAGAACAAAGGCGACACUUCGCCUAUGAGUGCUUUUCUCUCGCUCACCUCUUAUCUGUUCCAGCAUGCACAUCGCUCCCAACGAGCAGCGUUAUACACCUAUCUUAGCCUUUUCAUCCUGCAGAUACUUGUCGAGGACCAGUCGCUGGUGAAGCGCUUGUGCAGUGACGAAAGCAAGCUUUCGGUCCGACUCUGCCGACAGCGGCAACCCUAUCUACCUCUCGUACGGGGCGAUCGGACAGCAGCAUCCAUCAUAAUAGACCUCAUCAUAGACGGCAUCAACCACAAUCUCCGACGAAAACUAGACGUCAAUUUCUACACCCUCUCCCUUGGCAUCCUCCUCCGCCUCCUCACCUACCUCAGCAGAGCCAAAGUCCGCAUAUCCUACCACUGGUCCGAGCUCUGGCGCUCCCUCCUUUCGUUCUUCCGCUUCCUCACCACCUACGUCUCCGACGUCCGGUCCUUGCACCGUUCCACUGAAAUGGUCUCCCUCCUCACCAACCUCCUCGCCUUCGCCCUUUCCAGCGGCGAAAACUUCCUCCCCGACCCCACCGCCUACGACGACCUCUUUUACAAGCUUGUUGAGACGGGCGACAUCCUGACCAAAUUCCGGGACGCUUUCGACCUCAAGUCUGCGACAUCGAUGCAAACGCUUGUGAAUGUGUCGGCGCAUUAUCACAGCUUGUUGGAAGGGAAGGAAAAGGGUGGACUGAGGAGGAAGAAUUUAAGUCCCAAGGAGGUGAGCAGUGCUAUUAAGCAGGGCUACGAGACCCUGAGUAUUGAGGCGGGGGAGGGGCUGGAGAGGUGGGAGUGGUACAGGGAGGCGGACUGGAAGGGGGUAUUGAAGAGGGUUGCGAGGGUGGUGGUGGAGGACGCAAAGGGGGUGAGGGAUGAGCGGUGA